Saccostrea cuccullata (small rock oyster) is the source of this 1429-nucleotide messenger RNA. RefSeq lists its product as uncharacterized. Bases 199 to 1341 code for a protein of 380 amino acids. The record is from RefSeq and is a predicted model, not a curated record. Lineage: Eukaryota; Metazoa; Mollusca; Bivalvia; Ostreida; Ostreidae. The transcript is spliced from 21 exons.
GACAUUCAUUUUAUAGGUGGAUGUUAAUUUCUGUCUUAAAUUAAUUACCAUAUCAGUACACUGAAUUAAUAUUAAGACCGGAGAACCUUCUUUAGAUUUUUACACAAAGCCGAUCGAGCUUGGAGUUUGUGUCAGUUUUAACAUUUAUCAGCAGGUGUACUUUUGAGAGUUGCACCUGACUAUAUUAUACUCAUUACGAUGGAGAGAAUUUCUGCUUAUUUUUUCUUAGUGUUCUAUUUAAUCAUCUAUCAAGCUUAUGCCCUGUUCAUGCCACUGGAAGGGCGUCCUCAAGGAAAAUGGAUGAUUGAAAAUUCAAACUUGGGUACAACUGGGGAAUUUACGCAGUCGUUUCAGACAGAAUCAAUGGGACCUAGAAUGCUUGGGAAGAUUUUUUCUGUUCACAAAGAUCCGUCGGGUCAAAUCCACACUGAAUCCAGAGUAGUUGAAGUCUCACACAAUGGGAUGUCUGUUGAUCAGGGAUUUUUAGACCCUGUUCAAGCAGUGAAUCGGGCAAUGUCGAAGACCGGUGACAGUAACAUUUUAAACACCAGAGCUAAACAACUAUCACCCCAACCCAGCGUCUUUGAUCCGAUGCAGUCUGUGCAAUUAGCGAUGUCUCAAACAAUGCGUAACAUGGAUUCCAUGAUGAACAACAGACAUACAGCAUCAGAACCACGAAAUUUCGAUCAAAGGCAUUCUAUACAGCAUACGUUUUCACAAACAUCUUCCAAUGUUGAUCGAAGGAAAACCGAUAAAUUAUUUUCCCAUCCUGAUGUUGCAAGUGUUGCCAAUGUGGGUCGGACAGAAACGUCUCAUGGUUCAAGUGCCAUAUCUACGUUUGAUAACCAAUUUCCUAAUUUGCGAGGAGGGUCAUUUAGAUCUCCAAUGACCUCGGGUCCAGCUAGAAGAUUUCAAACUCAAACGGUAGCAACCCCAUCACCAAGAGCUUCAAGUGCCAUUUCUACAUUUCAUCCACAAUUUCCCAGAACAGGAACAGUCCAAACAACGCCAACUCCACUCUUAAAACUUGUAGCGAAGACAGUGACAGAAAUACGAAAUGAGUCGGGAACAACUGGACCAAAACCUAUGUGUAUAUAUAUAGACGAUCCAGUCUAUAAUACCCUUUGUCUCAUGAAAACGGAAGGAUUUACGAAGAAAAAUACAUUGGAGGGGGUUACACAAAUACAGAGAAAAAAGGAAACAGGUAAAGAGACAUUUAAGGCAGCCGCUAAUCUGGUGUCCGUUAUCGCCAAAGGAAUGUGUGCUUUCUGCUGCCAUGCUGAUCUGCGAAGUCAAGAGAAAUGUUUUAAAAGAUUUUGUGAAAACAAAACCAGCUGUUGAUAAAACAUUGAAACAAAAUUUGCCUUUAAAAGCAUUUAAUAUUUCGUAAAAGUUAGUAAUUUUUAAAAUAUAAAGGCAAAUAUUUAUU